UGCUCCAUUUGCAUUUCUCGGUACAGUCGGUCGGGUCGUCCGUUUGGUGAUCUUAAUUUAGCAUUGUCGGAUAACUUCUGUAAACAUGUCUGGAAGAGGCAAGGGCAGCAAGAAUAAGACUAAAUCUAAAACAAGAUCAUCUCGAGCUGGGCUGCAAUUUCCUGUGGGACGAGUACAUCGGCUUCUAAGAAAAGGCAAUUAUGCUGAGCGUGUCGGAGCAGGUGCACCAGUAUACCUCGCAGCCGUAUUAGAGUACCUCAGUGCUGAAGUACUUGAAUUAGCGGGAAAUGCUGCCAGAGAUAAUAAAAAGAGCCGAAUAAUACCUCGUCACUUACAGCUUGCCAUUAGAAACGACGAAGAAUUAAAUAAGCUACUUGGAGGAGUAACAAUAUCCCAAGGAGGUGUGAUACCAAAUAUUCAAUCCGUGCUUUUACCGAAAAAGACUGGAAACAAACCAAUGUCGCAAAGCAUUUAAUUUCUAAUGCGUUUUGUUUUGAACUGCUAUACACAAUUUUAAGUGUUAGUUGAGGUACGUUAACUAAUCUCAUAAAUACAUCUAAUACAGUGCACAUAAGAAUAA
Styela clava is the source of this 580-nucleotide messenger RNA. RefSeq names its product histone H2A-like. Gene Ontology annotation, molecular function: protein heterodimerization activity; DNA binding; structural constituent of chromatin. Gene Ontology annotation, cellular component: nucleosome. The record is from RefSeq and is a predicted model, not a curated record. NCBI's taxonomy places the organism in Eukaryota, Metazoa, Chordata, Ascidiacea, Stolidobranchia, Styelidae.